Molecule: messenger RNA, 445 nt
Organism: Staurois parvus
Lineage: Eukaryota; Metazoa; Chordata; Amphibia; Anura; Ranidae
Source: the annotation of a GenBank genome assembly
AGAGCGGAUACAGUGAACGCGGGGUCCGGGGAGAGCGGAUAUAAGCGGAUAUAGUGAAUGCGGGGUCCGGGGAGAGCGGAUAUAGUGAAUGCGGGGUCCGGGGGGACCAGAUAUAGUGAAUGCGGGGUCCGGGGAGAGCGGAUAUAGUGAAUGCGGGGUCCGGGGAGAGCGGAUAUAGUGAAUGCGGGGUCCGGGGGGACCAGAUAUAGUGAAUGCGGGGUCCGGGGAGAGCGGAUAUAGUGAAUGCGGGGUCCGGGGAGAGCGGAUACAGGGAAUGCGGGGUCCGGGGGGACCAGAUAUAGUGAACGCGGGGUCCGGGGAGAGCGGAUAUAGUGAACGCGGGGUCCGGGGAGAGCGGAUACAGUGAACGCGGGGUCCGGGGAGAGCGGAUAUAGUGAAUGCGGGGUCCGGGGAGAGCGGAUACAGUGAAUGCGGGGUCCGGGGA